AUGCCGUAUCGCAGUGUGAUAUCUCAGUCAGCAAGCAGUGACCAAGUUGAGCAAGAACUAUACAAGCUAAUGACAAUGCAGACAAGGGUCUACAUUGUGCAUAUGUUACCAACCACCGGCUCCAUCCUCUUCAAAAAGGCCAAGGAGAUCGGAAUGAUGACUGAAGCCUAUGUGUGGAUUUUGACGGAUGGGAUCGCAAAUAUCGUCAACUCGCUAAGCCCUUCAGUUCUUGACGCAAUGGAUGGUGCAUUGGGUGUGAGGUUCCAUGUACCUAGAUCAAAGGCACUCAAUGAUUUCACUGCAAGAUGGAACAAGAGGUACAAACAGGAGUACCCAGACGACUCACUGUCGCAACUAAGCAUUUACGGCCUCUGGGGUUAUGAUGCUGUUUGGGCCCUGGCACUAGCAGCAGCAAAGGUUCGCAUGACCAGACCCACAUUUCAGAAGCAGCAAAAAUACAGAAAGAACUCAACCUUUGUUGGAACUUUGGGUGUUUCUACAGUUGGUCCAAAACUCUUGGAUGCGAUCUUACAAUGCAAGUUCAGAGGCUUGAGUGGUGAUUUUGACCUCAGAAACAGACAGCUCCAGUUUUCCACAUUCCAGAUAAUUAAUGUGGUUAGAAGAGAAUCAAAAGAAAUAGGUUACUGGACAGCAAAGCAAGGAAUAUUCAGGAACCUGAAUCAAGAUGUGUCAGCACACACCUAUUUACACCCUAUGCCUGAUCUCAACCCAGUGGUCUGGCCAGGACAAACACAUAUAGUGCCUAAAGGAUGGCAAAUUCCUACCAACGGGAAGAAGCUCCGAGUAGGUGUACGGACAAGUGGAUAUUCUGAGUUUAUGAAGGUGGAGAGGGAUCCUGUCACCAAUGCGAUAACGGCAACAGGAUAUGCGAUAGAUGUAUUUGAAGAGGCGAUAAAGAAACUACCAUAUGCAGUCCCUUAUGAAUAUGUAUCAUUUGAUGCACUCGGAGUAAAUUAUAGGAGCUAUAAUGAUUUUGUCUACCAAGUUCCUCUUGGGGUGUAUGAUGCAGCAAUUGGGGAUAUAACCAUCCGGCACAACAGAACAUCUUACGCCGACUUUACACUACCUUAUACUGAAUCUGGGAUAGCAAUGAUUGUGCCAGUCAAAGACAACACGAAUAAGAACACAUGGAUUUUCUUGAAGCCAUUAACUGGUGACUUGUGGUUUGCAAGCAUCGCAUUUCUUAUCUACACAGGAAUUGUCAUCUGGCUAUUGGAGCGACGAAUAAGAAAUGCAGAAUUGACUGGUUCAUUCUUCCGCCAGCUUGGGAUAGCAAUAUAUUUCUCCUUCUUUGCAGACAGGGAAAGGAUAGAAAGUAUUUUGUCUAGAUUGGUUGUUGUUGUAUGGGUCUUUGUGCUUCUCGUAAUUACAUCAAGUUAUACCGCCAAUUUGUCAUCGAUGCUGACAGUGCAGAAGCUUCAACCCACAGAAACAGAUGUUCAUGAACUCCUUAAAAGAGGAGAGUAUAUGGGGUACCGUACUAGUUCUUACGUUAGGGAACUACUAGAACAACUUGGUUUUGAGAGAAGCAAGAUCAGGGCGUACAAUAAUCCAGAUGAUUUUGCUGAUGCGCUCAAUAAAGGGAGCAAAAAUGGUGGAAUCGCUGCCGCCAUACAUGAAGUACCAUACAUCAAAUUAUUCCUCGCUAAGCACUGCAAAGGUUACACGAUGGUUGGACCGAUUUACAAGUCUGAAGGUUUUGGCUUUGCGUUCCCCAAGCGAUCCCCUCUGGUCGACGACUUCUCAAGGGCGAUCCUCAAGAUAACAGAGGGAGAUGCUAUCAUUCAGAUAGAAAAGAAGUGGAUUGGAGAUGAGCAUGCCUGUAAGAACGACGAAACCAUUAUCAGCCCGAGCAGCCUAAACUUCAAAAGCUUUUCAGGGCUCUUUCUAGUCACAGGAGUUGCUUCAACUUCUGCCCUUCUGGUAACACUGGUGAUGUUUCUCUACAAGAACAAGCACAAGAUGGGGAUCAAAAUAGGCCGUGAUCAGGUUCAGCGGGGACAUGGAAAAACGCGCCGAAGGAUUCAAGAAAGCGCAACAGAUUCCGACAUACUGCGCCGAAUGAUUCAGUUGACUACACCUGCCAGCAAGAGAUAG
Molecule: messenger RNA, 2118 nt
Organism: Triticum turgidum subsp. durum (durum wheat)
Lineage: Eukaryota; Viridiplantae; Streptophyta; Magnoliopsida; Poales; Poaceae
Source: the annotation of a GenBank genome assembly